Megalopta genalis is the source of this 904-nucleotide messenger RNA. RefSeq names its product eukaryotic translation initiation factor 4E type 3. Gene Ontology annotation, biological process: translational initiation. Gene Ontology annotation, cellular component: eukaryotic translation initiation factor 4F complex. The record is from RefSeq and is a predicted model, not a curated record. Lineage: Eukaryota; Metazoa; Arthropoda; Insecta; Hymenoptera; Halictidae. Gene Ontology annotation, molecular function: RNA 7-methylguanosine cap binding; translation initiation factor activity.
UGUGUGUUUAUCAGUUUAUCGUCGUUUCGAACAUGGCCGUGGUGGAGUACGAAUCAAAAGACGACGGUUCGGCGGACUUGUCGAAAACGCCGGUGUUUUCGGACGAAACUGUGAAAACGAUCGAGGAACAUGAAUCGUUGGGAACACCGUUGCAAACUUCGUGGACUUUCUGGUUGGAUAAAGCUGUGUCUGGCACAACUGUCGAAGAAUAUAAACAAAAUUUAACGAAGAUUUAUACUGUGAAUACAGUGCAGAGUUUUUGGGCAGUCUUCAAUAAUAUACCAAAUGUUAACUCCAUGCAGGUUAAAUAUAGUUACCAUUUGAUGAGAGACGAAAGAUAUCCGUUAUGGGAGGAACCGGUUAAUCAGCACGGUGGAACAUGGAGAAUAAAGUGCCAUAAAUCUGAUACUGAAAAGAUUUGGAAGGAAAUGGUUCUCGCAGCUAUCGGAGAACAGUUUGCGGACUGUAUGGCUGAAGAUGAUGAAGUCUGCGGAGUAACUGUGUCCAUCAGAGACAAAGAUGAUAUGGUUCAAAUAUGGAAUAUGAACGCAGCUUCAGCAUCAAGAGCAACUAUAUUAAAAAAAGUGUAUUCUUUGUUACCUAAUGUGAACUUCUCAGACUUUUAUAAACCUCAUCAGUCGCAUCACGCUUAUGGCCGUUGUUAAAAAUACGUUGCUACUGCUGUACCAUCGGUCAGGAACAAGCAACAAAUAUCAUUCACACGGCGAUUUUUACAAGAAGUAUAAAUUGUAUCCAUACUGCUCUAUGAAGUUAUACCAAAUGGAAUCGAACUACGAAAGAUUUUAAUUUGUUGAUAAUAAUUUGUUUACUAUAGAAGCCUAAAGAUCGUUGAUAUUGUACCAAUUUUAAAAACCGUCAAAUAUAUUUUUAUAUUUACAAUGUA